CAGCUGGCGAUGUAUCGGGAUGCAUCGGGUAUCGAGUUGGCAUGAAAAAUCUGGUCUUCGUGUCGUGUUGUUCAUUCCUUAAUUGCGCGUUGCUUUAAUUUGUGGGAGCGAAAUCGAAGCUCGGCGACAUCGCCAGUUGUGCAAUACUCGAUUCCAGCGGUAUCUGUAAACCCCCAACCACUUGGAAAACACUCUUUUUCGGCCGCAUACUUGCAGAUACUUCGCUUUGUCGUUGUCGAGAUUCUAUUAAAUUCUUAACGACCACAAUGAAUCGGCAGGCGAAAUUCCUAGUCUUGUGCCUGUUUGUGGGGCUCUUCUCGGCUAAUUUGUGCGACGAAGCGGCAGUGGCUGCGCCCAAAGAAGACACCAACACCACCACCAGCACCGCGCCGCCGGAGACCACCACCACACCUGUGACCACUCCGCCGACCACCACAACCGAGAAGACAACGACGACGACACCGGCAACCACGACUAAGCAGACCACAACUUCUUCCACUGAGAAGCCCACAACUACUACGCCGGCCAGCACCACCACCACUCCGGCCAGCACCACCACCACUCCAGCCAGCACCACCACCACUCCGGCAAGCACUACCACCAGUACCACGACCACUCCGUCUCCAAACUCCACCACAACCACUCCUCCGCCUCAUACGUCGACCACGCCGGCGCCGAAGCCAGUGCCAUGCGGCCACUUCGACGGAUCCUCGUUCAUCGGCGGCAUCGUGCUGACCCUGGGCCUGCUGGCCAUCGGACUGGUGGCCUAUAAGUUCUACAAGGCCCGCAACGAGCGCAACUACCACACCCUUUGAGCCGCCACAGCCUUUACGUCGGCCUUCAAUGCGGCAGCCGGAGCGACGGCGGCCAGCAGCAGUGCAUCCGCAUCCACGGAUGCGGAACGCGUGCGGUUCGUCCAGCCUUCGAUACCGCUGAGGUCGCCGCCGACGCAGCCGCCACCACCGCCGCCCAACCAAGCGGGCGGCAGUGGGGGCGGGGCGGCGGCAGCUCCACAAAACUGCUCGCCAUCGGCCCGGGAUCGGCUGCUGCACACGUAAUUUAAACACGCGGGGAACACAACACAAUAUUACCCAAUAUAACUGCUAUCCAAAGAGAUACCCGGCUCCC
Drosophila takahashii is the source of this 1128-nucleotide messenger RNA. RefSeq names its product visgun (gene vsg). The record is from RefSeq and is a predicted model, not a curated record. Lineage: Eukaryota; Metazoa; Arthropoda; Insecta; Diptera; Drosophilidae. Gene Ontology annotation, cellular component: cytoplasmic vesicle.